This is a messenger RNA of Parnassius apollo (apollo), 348 nucleotides long. The record is from the annotation of a GenBank genome assembly. NCBI's taxonomy places the organism in Eukaryota, Metazoa, Arthropoda, Insecta, Lepidoptera, Papilionidae.
AUGGACAAAAAAGAAGAACCCAGUGGUGCAUUUAAAUGCAAACAACGUCAAGAAAGAGAAGAUAGUAAACCAAAAUUGACAAGUUUUUUAGUCAACCUCCUGCAAGUACUUCUGGAAAAAAAUAUUUUUAUUGAUAGUAACUCAAAUAUUGUUGUUACUGCAGUGUUGGUUGAGAAGCCUACUGAAGAAGACUCGACAAUUAUUGCAGUUGAAGAUACCUCCACCGUCGAUCAUGUGAACGUGGAUGAUGUUUGCAUGGCACACAUAAGGGUGGAGGAUUUGGAGGAACCGCAGACCUUUACAUUUUUCGAAAAUGUGUACGAUAUUCACGUACAAAAUAUUAAGUGA